AUGUACUCUCGCCUGUCACUCAUAGCCAGACAUAUUUCCAGGCCUUUACCUAGCCUUUCGCAACGGACUCCGAUCGUAAAACCUCGUCUAAUCAAUUUCGUCAUGGCUUCGGCGGAUGAGCGCAACUCGCGUACCAUCCAUACGGCAGCCUGCCUCAUCAUUGGUGAUGAAGUGCUAGGCGGCAAGACCGUCGAUACCAAUUCCAACACAGUGGCAAAGUGGUGCUUCGAGCUGGGCAUCAAUUUGAAGAGGAUCGAGGUCAUAGAAGAUGACGAGUCUGAAAUUAUAGAGGCAGUGCGCCGGAUGAGCGACCGCUACGACUUUGUCGUGACGAGCGGCGGCAUAGGUCCGACGCACGACGACAUCACCUACCAAUCUAUAGCCAAGGCAUUUGGGCUCAAACUCAAGUUGCACAAUGAUGCAUAUGAGCGGAUGAAGAAGCUUUCAAGACCGCAUCCUUCGCAGCCCAAGUUCAACUGGGACGAAGACUCGCCAGCGAAGCGUGCCAAACUUAGAAUGGUAGAACUCCCGACGGACGAGAGCCGCGACAUGGAUAAACAAUUUUUAUUCCCCUGCGAGGAGCUUUGGGUUCCUGUAUGUGUCGUCAACGGCAACGUGCAUAUCCUUCCGGGAGUUCCCAAGCUCUUCGUCGCUCUUUUGGAUGGCCUGAAGCCCUACAUUGUCCCACGACUGGUCGAUCCGGAAGGAAAGGGGAUCUGUCGAGUUAUGAUCUCGACGCCCUUGGCCGAAAGCGCCAUGGCUGCGUACCUGACCGAGCUGGCGGCCAAGGUUGAACCGCAGGGUGUCAAGGUGGGCAGCUACCCGAGGUGGAACAAGAAGACGAAUACAGUGACCUUGGUUGGCAAAGACAAAGCAUUUAUUGAAAGUCUCAUCCCGGAGGUCACCAAGAACGUCCAAGGCCGGGUGAUCACUGUUGAGGGGGAGGACGACGACCCGAAAGACAAGGACGAGGCUGUCUCGCAGUAA
Molecule: messenger RNA, 987 nt
Organism: Pyricularia pennisetigena
Lineage: Eukaryota; Fungi; Ascomycota; Sordariomycetes; Magnaporthales; Pyriculariaceae
Exons: 7
Coding region: 1-987 (328 amino acids)
Source: RefSeq, a predicted model, not a curated record